AGAAGACGUCUCUGAAGACCCGCGGUACAUUUUAAAAGACAUGGCAGCCUCUGAACUUUACUCCAAGAAGGCCCGUGUGUGGCUCCCAGAUGCAGCAGAAGUGUGGAAGCCAGCAGAAGUUCUCAGAGAUUACUCUCCAGGCGACCUGACCCUGUCUCUGCAGCUGGAGGAUGGCACGAAAGUGGAGCACAAAAUCGACCCCCGAACGAACAACCUGCCACCUCUCAGAAACCCGGACAUCCUGGUGGGGGAGAAUGACCUGACAGCUCUCAGCUACCUUCAUGAACCAGCGGUGCUGCACAACCUUAGAGUGCGUUUCAUCGACUCCAGGCUUAUUUACACGUACUGUGGAAUCGUCCUGGUUGCCAUCAAUCCGUAUGAGAGCCUGCCUAUUUAUGAAGCCGACAUCAUCAGUGCCUACAGCGGGCAGAACAUGGGGGAUAUGGACCCUCACAUCUUUGCAGUAGCUGAGGAAGCAUACAAACAGAUGGCCAGAGAUGAGAAAAAUCAGUCCAUCAUAGUAAGCGGUGAGUCUGGAGCUGGGAAAACGGUUUCUGCUAAGUACGCUAUGCGUUACUUUGCUACAGUCAGCAGCUCCUCAGUUGAAGCCAAUGUUGAAGAGCGAGUUCUUGCAUCUAGUCCAAUCAUGGAGGCUUUUGGGAAUGCCAGGACAACGAGGAAUGACAACAGCAGUCGCUUCGGGAAGUACAUCGAGAUUGGAUUUGACAAGAAGCACCGGAUUAUUGGCGCCAACAUGAGAACCUACUUACUGGAAAAAUCUAGAGUUGUGUUUCAGUCUCAUGGAGAAAGAAACUACCACGUAUUUUACCAGCUUUGUGCCUCGUCACAUCUACCGGAGUUCAAAGCCUUCAAGUUAGGUUGUGCUGAUGACUUCUGCUGCACUAACCAGGGUCAGAGUCCGGUCAUAGAUGGAGUUAAUGAUGCCAAAGAGAUGCACAGUACCAGGAGAGCUUUCUCACUAGUGGGAAUUGGCGAUGGUGAACAAAUGGAAAUUUACCAAAUUUUGUCAGCAAUUCUUCAUCUCAGCAACGUGGAAGUGAAAGAUCAGUCUGCAGACAGAUGCAGCAUCUUGCCGAAUAAUGCCCACUUGAUGGUUUUCUGUGAGCUCAUGGGGGUACCGUGUGAAGAAAUGGCUCACUGGUUGUGUCACAAGAAGCUCAAGACGACCACAGAAACCUUUGUUAAGCCCGUUUCCAAAAUAAAUGCGGUCUACGGACGGGAUGCCUUAGCCAAACACGUUUAUGCCAAACUCUUCAGCUGGAUUGUGAACAGUAUUAACAACGCCUUAAAAUCUACAGAGAAGCAACACUCGUUUAUUGGUGUUCUCGACAUUUAUGGGUUUGAAACGUUUGACGUCAACAGCUUUGAGCAGUUUUGCAUCAAUUAUGCCAAUGAGAAGCUUCAGCAGCAGUUCAACUUGCACGUGUUCAAACUCGAGCAAGAAGAGUACAUGAAAGAGGAGAUCUCUUGGACUUUGAUUGACUUCUUUGAUAACCAGCCCUGCAUCCACCUCAUUGAGGCCAGACUGGGCAUCCUGGACCUUCUGGACGAGGAAUGCAAAAUGCCCAAAGGCUCCGAUGACACGUGGGCUCAGAAACUGUACAACGCCUUACUGAAGCAGAACGCUCACUUUGAUAAACCCAGGUUAUCAAACAGGGCUUUCAUCGUCCAUCACUUUGCUGACAAGGUGGAGUACCAGUGUGUGGGCUUCCUGGAGAAAAAUAAGGACACAGUCAACGAGGAGCAAAUCAACGUGCUGCAAAAGAGCAAGUUUGAUUUGCUGCUGAAGCUGUUUGAGGAUGAAGACAAAGCCAAAGUUUCUGCCAGCAGAUCUUCUGGCAUCACUGGGAGAGCUGGGCAGAAUCAGCGGGAUACAAAGAAGACUGUUGGACUGCAGUUUCGACAGUCUCUACAAUUGCUAAUGGACACGUUAAAUUCUACAACGCCUCAUUACGUACGCUGCAUCAAACCAAAUGACCUUAAAGCCCCCUUCACCUUAGACUCUGUGAGGGCUGUGCAGCAGCUUCGUGCAUGUGGCAUCCUGGAAACAAUUCGUAUUUCUGCAGCAGGCUUCCCAUCCAGAUGGACUUAUCAGGAAUUCUUCAGUCGUUAUCGUGUCCUCAUGAAGCAUAAAGAAGUGCUUCCGGAUAAAAACCAAACCUGCAAAAACCUAAUGGAAAAACUUAUAAAGGACCAGAAGAAGUACCAGUUUGGCAAAAACAAGAUCUUCUUCAGGGCUGGACAGGUGGCUUUCUUAGAGAAGCUCCGUUCUGACAAACUGCGUCUGGCUUGUGUCUCCAUCCAGAAGACAAUCCGCUGCUGGCUCACCCGCAGGAAGUAUCUGAGGAUGAGAGAAUCUGCCAUCACUGUUCAGAAAUAUGUGCGGGGUCAUCAAGCACGCAGGUAUGUGAAGUUUCUGAGGCAGACCAGAGCAGCUGUUGUGAUCCAGCGAAACGUUCGAAUGUGGACAAGAAGAAGAUGCUUCCUGCAGCAGCGCUCUGCAGCUAUCACCAUUCAGUGUUUCUGGAGAGCUCACAUGGCCAGGAAGCUGUACUAUCAGCUGAUAUACGAGCGCAAGGCCGUGAUCAUUCAGAAGUGGGCGAGAGGCUGGCUGGCCAAGUGGCGUUACAGACGCACCCUGUCAGCCAUCAUCCUGCUGCAGAGCUGUGUGCGCCGCAUGAGGGCCAAGAAAGAACUGAAGAAGCUCAAAGUGGAGGCGCGCUCCGUGGAGCACUUCAAGAAGCUCAAUGUCGGCAUGGAAAACAAGAUUCUGCAGCUGCAGCACAAGAUAAAUGAACAGCAAAAAGAAAACAGGGAGCUCAGUGAGAGGUUCGGCGUUCUGGAGAAGACCCACGCUGCUGAGAGAGACAGACAGAGCAGAGAGAUCGAAAACCUGCAGAGGUCAGAGCAGGAGGCCAGAGCCACAGCAGAGACGGUUCCCUCGCUGCUGGAGCGGCUCUCCUUCCUUCAGCACGAGCUGGAAAACACCAGCAGAGAGAAGAAGGAGCUGGAGGAGCAGACACAGGUCUACAAGGAGCAAACGCAACAGGUUGUAGCUGAGCUUAACAUGAAGAAUGACUUGUUAACGAGCAACAUAGACGAGCUGAACCAGGAGGUCUUGAAACAAGCUCAACAGUUAACAGAGAUUAAAACAACGUCUGAGAGCACCAAAGAGCUGGAGAAAGACCUGACUGAGGAGCGUUCUCGAUACCAAAGUCUGCUGAGUGAACACCUGCAACUUGAGGACCGGCACAAGGACCUGAAGGAAGAGAUGAGUCUCAGUAUUAAUUCAAGCAAAUUUAGUCACAAAAGGACGGACUCCAACUACAGCAGUAACUCAUCCGAGUUUUCUCCGAGCUUAAGCUCAACUGAAGGUGAAGAUGGCUCCAUCCACACAGAGGAAGAGAUGCAGAAAAAAGUGGACGUGACGAUUCUGCUUAAGCUCCAGAGGAGAGUGAAGGAUCUGGAGGAGGAAAAUCGAUCACUUUGGCAGCAGCUGGACACAAAAGAAGAAGCCCAACAAGAAAAGGCAAAAGUGGAGGAGCAGAGGAGUGUUGGCAGAACAGAACUGGACUUGGAGAAAUUAAAGCGACAAGAACUGGAGUCCGAGAACAAGCAGUUGAAGCAGAAUUUAAGUGAGCUGCGGAAGUCUCUGACCAGUGAGAACAGCGAUGUAGCGCCCCCCGCCCCAGGUUCUUUGCCCUACAACAUCCUACUGGAACAACUCGGUUCCUCCAACGAGGAGCUGGAGAUGAGAAAAGAGGAAGUGCUGCUGCUCCGCUCACACAUGGUUCGUCAGGAGGCUCUAAAACACAAGGUGAGAAGUUCAGUGUCUCACUUUUACUAAUACAGUCAGAAAGAAUGAAUUGACAUUCAUACACUGAAUGAAGAUGGAGAGCUGUGGCUGGCUUAUGAAGGUUUGAAAGAGACCAACAGGCUUCUGGAGUGUCAGAUGCAGGAGCAAGAGCAUCUUCAGAAUGAGAAGUACAGGAAGCUCAUUGAGGAGAUGAACAAACUGAGGGCUGAAAAGGAGCAGCAGCAGAAACUGUUGUCUCAGAGCCUUCAUAUGUCUGAAGAUGCUAGAGUUGAAGCAAGCCUGAAGCAUGAGAUCACACGGCUCACUGCUGAGAACCUGGAACGAAUGGAGCAACAAGAAAAUCAAGACAAAAUCAUACGCAAGUUGAAAAAACAACUUAAAAUUUACAUGAAAAAAGUGGAAGAUUUUGAAGAGAAUUGUCAGCAGAUGAGCGGUGCCUCUGUGCCCGUCAGACCGGUGAACAUCCCCCGCAAGGAGAAGGAGUUCCAGGGCAUGCUGCAGUUCAAGGAGGGGGACUCAAGCCGCUUGUUCAAGAAUCUGAUCAUAGAUUUGAAGCCUCGCGGUGUAGCCGUCAGCUUCACUCCAUGUCUUCCUGCCUACAUCAUCUUCAUGUGCCUUCGUUACGCAGACAGCGUGAGUGACGACGGGAGAGUCAGCACUCUCCUCAACACUACCAUCAGCAGCAUCAAGGGGGUCAUAAAGAGGAAAGGAAAUGACUUAGAAGUUGUUUCUUUCUGGCUGGCCAACACGUGCAGGUUGAUGCACUGUCUUAAGCAGUACAGUGGAGAAGAGGUCUUCGUCAUGCACAAUACUGCUAAGCAGAAUGAACAAAGUCUGGCUAAUUUUGAGCUAUCUGAGUACCAUCAGCUUUUUGGUGAUCUGGCCAUCCAGAUUUACCGUCAGCUCAUCAAAUGCAUGGAGAACAUCUUGCUGCCCAUCAUAGUGGCGAGCAUGCUGGAGCAUGAGACAAUACAGGGAGUUCUAGGGGCCAAACCCACAGGCCUGAGAAAGAGGAGCAGCAGUUUCCCUGAGGAGGAGGCUGUGACCGUGGAGCUCCUCCUGCAGCGCCUGACCUUCUUCCACACCACCAUGAGUCAACAUGGGAUGGACUCGGACCUCAUCAGACAGGCGGUCAGGCAGCAGUUUUACAUCGUCUGCUCGGUCACACUCAACCACCUGCUGCUGCGGAAGGACAUGUGCUCGUGGAGUAAAGGGCUGCAGAUCAGGUACAAUGUUUGGCAGCUGGAGGAAUGGCUGAUGGAGCGGGAGCUGACCAACUGUGGUGCAAAGGAGAUGCUGGAGCCUCUGAUCCAGGCUGCACAGCUCCUGCAGAUCAAGAAAAAGACCGAAGCAGACGCUCGAGCGAUCUGCAGCAUGAGCACCGCCCUCACCACAGCACAGAUUGUUAAAAUCUUGACCCUGUACACGCCGGUGAUUGAGUUUGAAGAACGCGUCUCAAACACCUUCAUCACAAUGAUUAAAAGCCUUUUGAAAGACAGGGAAGAGUCUUCAUCCACUUUAACAAUGGACGCCAAGAAAAUCUUCUCUGUGACGUUCCCAUUCACUCCUUCCUCUGUGGCUCUGGAGACCAUCCAGAUCCCUGUGAGCUUUAAUCUGGGCUUCCUUACCCGCAUCUAGAUCGGACCUGUGACGAUUCAUGUUUAAAAUCUGUUUACCAGAGGACAAAGACGGAACACUAAAGAGUUUGUAUCUGUAAGAAUAUUACUCUGAUAAGCUGGUGCAACAAAACAAACAAAAAAAAACCAAGCAGGAUUAGGUUAUUUAUAUAUAUUUCUUAUAAAUGUAACACCAAAGAGUAACGCAUUUCUAAGCAGAAGAUAUGCAAAAAAGCCUUCAAAGGUCAUCUUGUUGCUAUCAAGUUGGAGUUUCAUUCAAAAAAAAUUGUAGUUAUGUGCAAUAUCUAGAUGUUGAUGCUGAAUGUGAAUGUCCUGCUGUUUUAUAUCCAGUGUCAAAUAUUUCUACAUUUGCUAACAUUAUGGUAUUUUUGCCCCAAAACGCAGGAGAACGAAAAAAAAAAAAAAAAAAUUGUAUUCAAGUGGUUUUCAUGUUGUGGGUCAG
Molecule: messenger RNA, 5917 nt
Organism: Nematolebias whitei (Rio pearlfish)
Lineage: Eukaryota; Metazoa; Chordata; Actinopteri; Cyprinodontiformes; Rivulidae
Product: unconventional myosin-Va-like
Exons: 39
Biological process (GO): actin filament organization; vesicle transport along actin filament
Cellular component (GO): actin cytoskeleton; myosin complex; vesicle
Molecular function (GO): microfilament motor activity; actin filament binding; ATP binding
Source: RefSeq, a predicted model, not a curated record